UACUGGCGCACACAACACGACGCACUUACAAUUACAAUAUAAAUUAUUAUAUUAUUAAAUAACAAGGAUUUGGACAGGAAAUGCAUCGAGCAAGAGCUGCACCUGUGUCCACGCCUUCCUACUCAAAUUUGGUUGGCUUUAUUUUCAUCUUUAAUCUAAUUGUUGGAACAGGAGCGCUAACACUUCCUGGCGUAUUUGCUAGGGCAGGAUGGGCUUUAAGUCUUGUAGUAAUAUUAUUGCUAGCAAUCAUCAGCUAUAUGACAGUUACCUUUGUUAUCGAAGCUAUGGCCUGUGCGAAUGCAAUUAAAAAUUGGCAAAAUCUACAAGUUUUACGGCGCAGUCGAAAUUCACAUUCUGAAAAUGAGAAUGAUCAAGAGAAUGAAGAACUUGAAACGGUUCCACUAAUGAAUUCAAGUACGGAGUUUCAAUACUAUCAAUUGACUCAUAAAUUCGAAUUAGGUGAAAUGGCCACAUUAUUUUUUAAUGACUUUGGACGUAUACUUUUCUACAUGUGCUUCAUUAUUUACCUGUAUGGAAACUUGAGUAUAUAUUCUGCAGCUGUUUCCAGAAGUUUGCGUGAUGUUAUAUGUGAACAUGAUCAUUCAAAUAGUUCUGACAUCUCGAUUUUGGAAUCGAAAUCUUUGUACGGAGCUGGCAAUUUCAAAUCGAAUGAAACCACGGCAUGCUGGAAGGAUCGUGAAAUUACGCGGUUAAGCAUGUACAGAUUAAUAUUAAUAGGAUUUAUCUCAAUAUUUGGACCUCUCGUACUAUUUGGAAUUCAGAAAACAAAAUAUUUGCAAAUGCUAACUGCUGCCUUUCGUUGGAUGGCAUUUACGUUUAUGAUUUGUAUUUCGAUAAAGUUACUUAUAACUGAUGGAGCUAAAGGUCAUCCUGUUCCCAUAAAUAUUUACGGAGUUCCACCAUUAUUUGGUGCUUGUGUUUAUUCAUUUAUGUGUCACCAUUCUUUGCCUGGUUUAUUGGCACCCCUCAGAAAUAAGUCAAAGGUGUCUCAAAUUCUUUCAUAUGAUUACAUUCUCAUUUGUAUGUUUUACAUUGUUUUAGCCAUGACUGGAAUUUUUGCCUUUAAGCACGUCGAAGAUCUUUAUACACUCAAUUUUCUACCAUAUCAAGUUGAAUCCAAAGACUUUUUAUCAGGUUUAUAUAUUGGCAUUGAUUACUUUCUGUCAUUAUUCCCAGUAUUUACAUUAUCCACUAGUUUUCCAGUUAUCGCUUUGACGCUGAAAAAUAACCUUCAAAUCCUGUUUUUGGAUAUGUCUCAAUAUGAAUCGUAUAAUAAGUUUAUACGCUUAAUAUUAUUCCCACUAAUGACAAUUCUACCAUCGUUUUGCGUGGCGUAUAUAACCGAUAGCCUUUCUACCCUGGUGGCAUUUACAGGAAGCUAUGCGGGUGCUGGUAUACAAUAUGUAAUACCCGUAUUUUUACUAUAUUUCUCAAGACGUACGUGUACGGAGCUUCUUGGAAGUGGUAUCACUAAUCAUUUUCAAAGUCCGUUCAAGUCGAAUGCUUGGCUUGCAUUAGUUUUAAUUUGGUCUGUCAUUUGCGUGAUUUUUGUAUCUAUUAAUUUAUUCUUUUAAAUAUUAUUACAGCCACUAAAAGUUAAGCCAAAUUGUUACCCAAGUGUUUAUAUCGGCUGUGAAAUAAUAUUUAACCUUUAAACAAUAAAUACUUCAGAUUAAAAAUAAUACGUUACUGUAAAAAUAUAAUGUCGAAUUUAGCCUGAACUUAAAUACAAUUGUAUGUUACUGUUUAAUCAAUUAAAUAGUUUGUUAUUAGGUUGUGAUCAUGACAACUUUUUUAUA
Molecule: messenger RNA, 1820 nt
Organism: Drosophila innubila
Lineage: Eukaryota; Metazoa; Arthropoda; Insecta; Diptera; Drosophilidae
Product: transmembrane protein 104 homolog
Exons: 4
Coding region: 81-1595 (504 amino acids)
Source: RefSeq, a predicted model, not a curated record